Molecule: messenger RNA, 867 nt
Organism: Olea europaea var. sylvestris
Lineage: Eukaryota; Viridiplantae; Streptophyta; Magnoliopsida; Lamiales; Oleaceae
Product: transcription factor MYB113-like
Exons: 3
Coding region: 69-773 (234 amino acids)
Source: RefSeq, a predicted model, not a curated record
UUGCUAAAGAGACACAUAAGCAGAAACUUCUCCAUACUGAAGGUUUUAUACAAAAUAUCGCUUACAGUAUGGUGAGUACUCCAGUUGGAUUGAGAAAAGGUUCAUGGGCUGAAGAAGAAGACAAACUUCUCAGGAAAUGCAUCGACAAGUAUGGAGAAGGAAAAUGGCAUCAAGUUCCUCUCAGAGCAGGCUUAAACAGAUGUAGGAAGAGUUGUAGGCUCAGGUGGUUAAACUAUCUGAAGCCAAAUAUCAAAAGAGGCGACUUUACACCAGAUGAAGAUGAUCUCAUUAUAAGGCUUCAUAAGUUGUUAGGCAACAGAUGGUCGCUAAUUUCCGGUAGACUUCUCGGAAGAACGGCCAACGACGUGAAAAACCAUUGGAACACUCAUCUUCAGAAGAAGGUAUUGGCUCUAGAAGAGGAGAAGAGAAAAGCCCAAGAAACUAUCCAAACGACAAUCUUUAAACCUCGACCUCGGAUCUUCAGAAGAAUUGGACCCCUUCCGUCAAGAGAAAACAUAACAAUCGAACCAAAUAUUUCAAUAACUAAUCAAAAUUCAGACAAUCUGUCUCCAUCAUCAUCAAAACCAGUAGAUGGUGAAUGCACCCAAUGGUGGAGUAACUUGCUUGCUUCUGUCGAAAUUGAUGGAGAAAUUGAGCCAGAGUCCAAUGGAACAUCUUUGGAAUUGCAGGGAGAAAAUACUGGCUGGAAUGACUUUUCUCUUGACAAGGACAUUUGGGAACUUCUGAGUUCUGAAAACAACACAAUAAUGUAGAAUUCAUUUGAACUUUCCUAUUUUGAUGUGUCUAUUACUUUCAAAAAAUAAAUCUUCAUAUUUUGUACGUAUGAUUAAGAAUAUUCCGAAAAUC